Patella vulgata (common limpet) is the source of this 6181-nucleotide messenger RNA. RefSeq names its product acetyl-coenzyme A synthetase 2-like, mitochondrial. The record is from RefSeq and is a predicted model, not a curated record. Gene Ontology annotation, cellular component: mitochondrion. Gene Ontology annotation, molecular function: AMP binding; acetyl-CoA synthetase activity. Bases 26 to 2092 code for a protein of 688 amino acids. The transcript has 14 exons. Lineage: Eukaryota; Metazoa; Mollusca; Gastropoda; Patellidae.
UUACCCCAGUUUCACAGCUCUCAGAAUGGCUACGUUAAAGCUGCCCGUUUUUCUAGCUAAGAUUCGUGGACAAAAUGCAACGUUGCAGAAACUUUUCCAGACAAAAUCUUUCCAGAAUGCACAUCAUAAACAUUUUUCGUCUAAACAUGCUUCACCAAUUUCGACCACAGCAUUUCCAGAGUUCGAUUCCGUGACUGGCUUGAACAGUCAUGAAGAUUUGUACAAGAUGAGUUUGGAGAGACCCGAUCUGUUUUGGGGAAAAUUGGCUCGAUCCCGAUUGAAAUGGGAAAAGGAUUUUCAUACUGUCCAGGAUUGUGAUAUGACCCAGGGAAAAGUCAAUUGGUUUAUAGAUGGAAAAAUAAAUGCCUCAGUAAAUUGUAUUGAUCGUCACCUAGAAAAAUAUGGCGACAGGAUUGCCCUUAUAUGGGAAAAAGAUGAACCAGGAUCUCAAGAAUAUAUUACCUACAAACAAUUAUCGGAUAUGGUUAACAGACUUUCCCAAGCAUUGUUAAAUCAUGGUGUUAAUAGAGGAGAUCGGGUAGCCAUCUAUUUACCAUGUUCUCCAAUAGCGGUAGCAGCCAUGUUGGCUUGUACCAGAAUCGGAGCCAUUCACAGUGUGGUUUUCGCUGGUUUCAGUGCUGAGGCUCUCUCAGGGAGAAUUUUAGAUGCUCAAGCAGAGACUGUGAUAACAGCUAAUGAGGAAAUACGGGGAGGAAAGACAGUAAAAUUGAAAAAAAAUGUUGAUGAAGCAGUGGCUAAAUCUCCAUGUGUCAAGAGAGUUUUUGUAUAUAAAUUAAUUGAUCGAGAAAUUAAAAUGAAUAAGUUAGAUAUACCACUAGAAAAGGUUAUGUCCGAGUCUAGCAAUAAAUGUCAACCAACUGUAAUGGAUUCCAAUGAUUGUCUAUUCAUGCUGUACACAUCUGGAAGUACAGGUAAACCUAAAGGUGUGGCACAUUCCCAUGGUGGUUACCUGACCUAUACUGCUGUUACCUUUAAGCAUGUAUUUGACUAUAAUGAAGGUGAAAUAUUUGGAUGUUUGGCUGAUAUUGGUUGGAUUACAGGACACAGUUAUGUUGUUUAUGGACCAUUAUUAAACGGAGCUACAACUGUUUUAUAUUCUAGUACACCAACAUAUCCAGAUCCAGGUCGAUAUUGGGAAACGGUUGAAAGAUUAAAGAUAAACCAUUUAUAUACAGCUCCUACAGCUCUGCGUCUCCUACUCAAGGCAGGUGACUCUUGGGUGACUAAAUAUGACAGAUCUUCUCUCAGGAAACUAGGAUGUGUUGGAGAGCCGUUAAAUCAUGAAGCGUUUGAAUGGUACCGAGACGUAGUUGGUGAAAAUAAAUCUGAUGUUAUUGAUACAUGGUGGCAAACAGAAACGGGUGGCAUUUGUCUAACACCUCGACCAUCAAAUCCUGGAGCCGAGAUUCUGCCUGCGAUGCCAAUGAGACCAUUCUUUGGUAUAGAUCCUGUUUUACUUGAUGUUGAGGGACAAGAAGUUGUUGGAGAUGAUGCAUCAGGUGCGUUAUGUAUCAGAAAACCAUGGCCUGGAAUGGCAUAUACCAUAUAUGGUGAUCAUAAUAGAUUUUUUGAAACUUAUUAUCAGCCAUUUAAAGGUUUUUAUUUUUCUGGUGAUGGAUCCCAUCGUCAUCCUGGUGGAUAUUAUCAGAUAACGGGGAGAAUGGAUGAUGUGUUAAAUAUUAGCGGACAUAGACUGGGUACAGGGGAAAUAGAAAAUGUCAUGGAUGAUCACCCUGCAGUUGCAGAAACAGCUGUUGUAGGAUUUAAACAUGAUGUAAAAGGAGAAGGAAUCUAUGCCUAUAUUAUAUUGAAAGAUGACGUAACAGACACGUUCGAGAAAAUUUCCAAAGAAUUACGAGAGCUAACAAAAUCCAGAUUAGCCUCAUAUGCUCAACCAGAUGUUAUUCAGUUCACUCCUGGUUUGCCCAAAACAAGAUCGGGCAAAAUUAUGCGUAGAAUUUUACGAAAAGUGGCAGCCAAUAAUACUGAUGAUCUCGGAGAUAUUUCAACUUUAGCUGAUCCAUCAAUAGUUAAAGAAAUUAUUAAUAAUCAUCAGAAAAUAAUCUUGUGAUCGUUAUUAGAAAUAGACAAAUAGUUUGUUUUUUUGGACAUGCAUAAUAUUGAAAUUUUUUUUGAAAAUAUGACAGCAUUAGCUAGUUAGUUAUACUGUUUGAAAUUAUAAUUUUAUGGUUAAAUGCUUUGAAAUUAUGCUUUUACUUACAAAACACUAUAAAUUUAACUAAAACGGAUAAACUAUUCAAAAUUAUAAUUUUAUGGUUAAAUGCUUUUAAAAAAUAAUAAUUUUAUGGUUAAAUGCCUUGAAUAUUUAACGGGUAAACUAUUUAAAAUUAUAAUGUUAUGGUUAAAUGCUUUGAAAUUAUAAUUUUUUGGUUAAAUGCUCCGAAAUUAUAAUUCUAUGGUUAAAUGCCCAGAAAUUAUAAUUCUAUGGUUAAAAAUUUUAUGGUUAAAUGCUUUUAAAUUAUGAUUUUAUGGAUAAAUGCUUUAAAUUAUAAUUUUAUUGUUAAAUGCUCUGAAAUUAUAAUUUUAUGGUUAAAAGCACUGAAAUUAUAUUUUUAUAUUUAAAUGCUCGCUCUGAAAUUAUAAUUUGAUGGUUAAAUGCUUUUAAAUUAUGAUUUUAUGGUUAAAUGCUUUUAAAUUAUAAUUUUAUGGUGAAAUGAUCUGAAAUUAGAAUUUUAAGGUUAAAUACUCUGAAAUUAGAAUUUUAUGGCAUGUAAAUUGACCGACAGGUAAGUUCUGUAAUUAUUGACUUAGUCAAAAAAAAAAGACAUCGAUUUGAUUCAAAUACAAAAAUGUAUUUAAAAUUAACAGCCUUUAUUUGAUUUUUAUAUAAAUAAAACAAAAACACAGUACAUAUCUGUGAAGUCAACUGGUUUAAAGCUAAAAUAAAUAUUCCUGUUGACUACAAGAUAUGUGAGUUUUUUUAAAGCCAUGAGUUAUAUAAUUUGUCAGGAUAAAUUUAUACCUAUAGAUAGAUAUAUUAAUUCGAAGUGCCUAAUGUAAAAUAGGUAAAUUAUAUGAUGUUCUUUGUUUAAAAAUGAAAUGGGGUUAAACGUUCUACUGUUCUGCCCUGAUUGGGCUAAUGAAGACGGGUUUGAUGUAAGAGAUUAGCCAAAGAAAUGGUCUGUUUCGUCAAGAUUUACUCGAGCUGUGCACAGAAUUAUGGGAAAAACAAAUGUUAAAUACAAAUAAUUUACCUCGUUCAGUACAAGUCCAACUGUGUGACCCCUGAUUGGUAUAGAACAUAUUUUUUAAUAUUGCUGUCUAAAUGUCACAGUACCUUUUUCUGCAUAAACUUUAACAGAAAUCUUUGAAGAAAGCAGUCUGAUCAUCUGAUAAUCUAGAUUCACAUUUAGUCAUUGUAUCCUUAAAAUAUUUUAGUUUUAGAUCUUUGAUGCGACAUUUUAGUGUUACAGGAAUGACAAGCAAACUAUAAUAUUGUGAAUGAUGAAUCUCAAAUUCCAUUCAGGUUUUAAAUCGAUGUAUGCUGUUUUACUAUGUAAUCAGCUCGCUGCCAUUUUGGUAGAACUGCUUUAAAGUAGCUAAGUCUCUAACUCAGUAUCAUCAAAAAUCUUCGACAUUGAAAACACGAAUUUUUUGUCAAUUUAAAUCAACAUUGAUGUUGUGAUCUUACCGGGAAAAGGUAGGCGUCUGAUAUCCAAUAUUUAAGACAAAAUAAACAUUUUACCAUUGGUACACGAAUCGUGUACUAUAAUGCGUUUCAGCGUCAUUUGUAACAAAGGGCUCGAAGAACGAGGCUAGACAUAUUCUUAUCUGGAGAGCAUGCGCAAUAAAUAAUUUUGGUGUAGACUGGUAUAACCAGACUCUGGAAAUAGCCAUUCGAUUGAGAUUUCUGGCGUAUUUCGCCGAACUUAUCUGAUUAGAAAUUACAGUAAAAACAGAAAUGAUUGAAUGUAAAUCAGUUUAUAUACAUUCAUAUUACAUUAUUAUAUGCGUUGUGACGCAUUUGUAUCAAUUUCUAGGUCCAAAAUAUUAGCGAUUUAGCUUCUUUAAAUCCGAUUGAAUCCAAGUUGGGACUUCAUCUAGCGUUAGUAUUUUGAUUUUGUUUUCUUAAUCGAAUGUUAAAUAAUCAAUUUAUGUACUUAUUAGCGUAGAUUAAGCUGUGAGAAAUUUGAUAUUUAGUGAAAAAUGCAAAUGGUGCGUUGUUUAAAAUAUCUUUGUUUUAUUUCUUUAUGAAUACGGUUGAUGGUAUUUAGUUAUUUUUUUAUUUACGGCGCUCAAUGUGUUGUUUUUUUAAAUAUAUAUUAUUGUUUUAGUUUGUAAUUUGAAUAGCAUGUUUUGAAUAGCAUGUAUUAACCUCAGUUUAUUGAGGUAAGUGACUUGUGAAUGGCCAAUAUUGUAAAUACAUGUAUAGUAUAGUAUAUAGAACUGUUACUCGACUUGAAUCAUUGCAGAAAAUUUACAUUUGGUUGUAUUGGGGUUUUAUAAACAAUAUUUAUAAACAGUAAUUUUCUUGGUAUGAAUGGGAGACAAGUUCUAAUGAAACAGGACCCUAGUUUUAAGGUACUAUUUUUUUUUAAUAAAAAAGCAUCAAAAGGAAAUUCAACAUAGAUAAUAAUUUUCAUGUUUAAUGUAAUGAUAUACAGAUUUGAUAUACAAUUUAUUAAUUGAACAUUUUACAUAAAACGUGUAAAAAAAUAAUAAAAUAAUGUAAAUAAUCUUCAUAAGCAGCAUAUUAUAUAGAAUUUAAUGGUUUAUUAUUAAGAAUGAUGUCAUUUUGUUUUUAUUAUGUAUGAAUUUAUGUAUUGUUUGUUGUAACUUUUAAAACUUGCUCAUAUAAUAAUGUUAAAUUCAGGUAUUAUGCAAUAAUAUAUAUAAUGGUAUGCAUUGUCAGGUCAUAGAAACGUACAAUACUAUUCAUACAGACCGAAUAGUUAUGGUUCUAGUGAAUAAUGUACCUUAGAAUUUUUUAGCAUGCAAUCCACAUUUAACUAUAAAUCUGAUAAUUGUAAAGGAUAUGAACAAAUAUAUCAUAUUCUGUUAUAUAGAAUAAUAACCAAUUAUAUAUUCAGUAGGAAUGUUUUAGCUUUUACCUUGGUCAAUAUAUGAAGCAUCAUCUACAUUCUAGGUGUUGGAGUUACCCAAGCUCUUUUGAAUAUUUCUUAAUUCUAAAUUUAGAUUAUACGGUCUGUCAUUAAGUCAGGUGGGUUGGAUGGCCGAAUAGUUAGCAUUUGCGAGCUGUAUCAUAAGGUCUGUCAUUGAGUCAUCUGGUGUGGUUUCGUUUCCCCGGUUGUAUGUGACAAGAAGUAGGGUCACCACAUGUCCAACCCCAUGGGUUUUCUCUGGGUCCUCCCACUGCUAAAGACCCCUACACGCAAUCCAAUUAUUGAAAUAAAAUUGAUCCAUGUGUUAGUCCAAAAUGACCUAGUUUGUGUCGAGUGGAUGUUAAACCCCAUUUCUCUCUCUGUGUCAUUGAGUCAAGUGACCUGGUUUCAAACCAAAAGAAGGGUCCAUUUAUGUGUCCAACUUAAUUGAUUUGAUCUUGGUAUUUUGGUUUCUAUUUACUGCUGAAGAUCGCUAUAUAUGCAAGUGCAUUAUUGAAAUAAAAUAUGUUAGGCCUUGAAAUAACCCAGAAAUUUCUAUAUUUCGGCUACUGCAGUUAUGGCCACAGAUGUUAAAUGGGUUCUAACUGUGAUAUGGGUAUUGUGCAUGAAGAUGUUAAACAACAACCAGCAAGCACCAGGAGCUAAUUGGUUAGGGUUUAGGUUGAAUUAAAAAAACAUCUGUGACCAAUUCGGCACUAAUAUAUGGUACAAUUGGAUUUCAAUAAUUUCCUUGCAUGUAUGGGUCUUUAAUAGGUCAGGUUAGACAGUUUACCCUACUCCAUGUGAAUGACUGACCAUACGAUCUAAAGUGCACACAUCUAACCAUUCGGCCACCCAACACCCCCUUCUGUGUUUAAUACAUGUACUUAUAGUAGUUACAGUCCUGUUCACUACAAAGUGAAAGUAGAAUAUUGUUUAUUUUUGGAAGUCAUUUUGUUGGUAGAAUCUGGAUCAUUUAGAACUUUCAAAUAAAAUAAAGAAAGAUGCGUACAAUUCUUUAUAGCUUUCAUUUAUUUUCCAAAUUUUUGUUUAAAAAAAUAUUUAGAGAGGUUUUAAUAAAAGAAAUUUUUAUAUAA